UAUAUAUUAUCUAUGAUAACCGUUAAAAAAAAAAUAAAAAUAUCGAUGGUUGAUAUUGGACAUUUUGGUUUUCAGCUUUCAUAGCUCUUGCUAUUUUUUAAAAAUAUAUAUACAGUAUAAACAUAGGCUUCUACCAUCUGCAAAGUAAAUACUAAUUCAUCAACUUUUAUUAAUUCAAAUUUUAAUGGCCAUGUAACAGUGAAAAUGUUCUUUUCUGUAUUUAAAUUAAUAAUGAUUAAAAUAAUUACAAGAGUACCAUUACUUGGAUCAUAUAUGAAAUUACGAGCUCGACAAAUUGAUAUUGUGGAUACAAUUGAACAAUGUGAACAAAUAGCUGUCAAAUUUGAAAAAUCUACCACUUACUUGCCAAUUCUCGGACUAGAUUGUGAAUGGGUGACACAAAAUGGAAUUCGUCAUCCUGUGGCAUUGUUACAAAUUUCUGACAACAAUGGAAUGUGUUCUUUGAUUAGAUUGUCUAAGUUCAAAACUAUUCCAUCAUCUUUAUCUGACAUUCUGAGCAACUCUAAUAUAAUUAAAGUUGGUGUUGCUAUUAUGGACGAUGCUCAUCUACUAAUGAGCGAUUAUAAUAUCAAUGUAUCUGGAUGCAUUGAUUUAAGAUACUUAGCUCAAGAAUGUUGUGUAGAAGAAAGAAGUUUGGCAGCUCUUGCGUAUAAAUUGCUGGGAUGUACAUUGGAUAAAGAUUGGCAAGUUCGAGCUAGUGAUUGGGAAGCUGAAGAAUUGAAUGAUCGACAAACUGAAUAUGCAGCAUUGGAUGCUUAUGUAGCUGUCAAGAUUUUUGAACAAUUGAGAAAUAAAAAAAUAUCAUGGUGGAAUUGGUUAUUUUUAUCAGACAAACAAAAAUGGGAUAUGGUUACUAAUAUAUACUCUAAUUAUAAAGAUCUACCAUAUCAAAAUGUUCGAAGUAAUGGAAACACAAAAUUUAAACCUAAAUCUAAUGUUCGUUCAUAUUCAACUUCAACAAUUAAAUCUACUAAAGUGUAUGAUAAUUGCUUGAUGGAAAAUGUUGACGGAACUGUGAUGUCAACUUGUAGUCAUAAAAAAGUUGAUUGGUAUAUAUCUCAAGGUUUAGCUAAAUUGGUUAAUGAUGAUCCAAAAACUAUAAGACUUAACUUCCCAGCUGACUUGAAAAAUAGAAAAGACGAUUUUUCUGUUCUUCCUCGGGAAAAUAUUUGUACAGUUUGUGGUCGUUCCGAACAUUUUCGCAAGAAAAGUAUCAUACCAAAAGAAUUUGUUCGACAUAUGCCAACUGAAUACAAAAGUCAUAUACCUCACGAUACAUUGCUUUUGUGUUAUUGGUGUCAUAUCAAAUCAAAUGCUUUUGAUUUCAUAAUACGUAAAAAAAUAUUUAAUAUAUGUCAAAUUGAAGAACAAAAUCCUAAUGAAAACCAAAAAAUUCCAGCAUAUGUGAAAAUAAUGAGAUCAAAAAGUCUUGCUAAAACUCUUUUAAAAUCUCGACAUUCAUUACCAGAUAAAAUAGCAAAUGAAUUAAGACUGGAAAUUGCAGAAACAUAUAAUAUGAAACCAAAUCGAGUGUUUGAUACAUUUCUUGAAACUUUACUCACCAUCAAAUCUAUAAAGUAUGAAAAUGACUGCCAACAUAACAGUGCUGCAGAAAAAGUAGUAAAACAUUUUUUGGAACGAGAUGCAAUAAGUGAAUUAAAAGCAAUAUGGAGACAGCAUUUCCUCGAUACAAUGAAACCAAAACAUUUACCUCCUUUAUGGUCAGUUAAUUAUGAUGGGUAAAAGAAAUUAUACAAAACUGAAGAUAAUGUUAAUAAUUUAAAUUUAAAAAUAUAUAAGUAUAUACAUUUUUAAAAGUUUUAUUUUACAUUUUAAUUAGUUAUACAGUUUAAAAUUAUUUACUAUAUUAUACAAGAAAAAAAGCAAAAGAUAUUUAAGUUACUUAUCUUACCAAUUUUUAUUCCUCUGUAAGUUCUUGUUGCUCUCACUUUACUAUAGUGUUAAUCAGUGGCGCAAAUCUAGGGGAGCAGGAGGGGCAACUUUUCCCCUUCAUACUGUUAACUCACAAUGUAAAUUAUAUUUUCUAUUUGUAUUUGAUACAUUUUAUUAUUAUUUAUACAUAAAUGAGUACUCCAAAAUUUUUUUUUAAUAAGUGGGUAUUGAAUACUUUUGUUUUGUCCUUCCUUCCCCCCAUAAUUUGAAUUAGUUUGCGCCUCCGUUGUUAAUUAGUAAUUUUGAUGAGAAAAAAAUAUAUAACAGUAUAUAAUAUAUAUUUUAAUCUAAAUACAAUUUAAUGUUAAAAUGACAAUACUGAAAAAUAUAGAUAUACAUAAUCAAUAAACCAUACAAUAUAUUAAGUCUACACAAAAUGAAAAAAUUAAAAUUAAAUACCAUAAUACUAAUAGAUAAAUUAUACAUUUACUUUUAAGUCAACUUGUGUUUGACUGCAUUCGUACAAAAAAAAAAAAAAACGGUCAAGUGUAAUGCUCUGCUGUACAGUAGGUAACAAGUGGACCUCGGAUAUAUAUUCCAGUGGGUGGUGAAAAAGGUAGUUUAUGUUUUAAUGACCAAUGACCUGAAAUCUGAAUACCUCAAAAUUAAAUCAUGUACAGAAAAUGGCAAUUUAACAACUGGUGUGUAUUUCAAGUUUUUACGACUAGUAAUUUUUACCUUUAACAAAAAUCUAAAAUUAGAUAUUUGAUAGUAAAUUGUAAUUUUACCCGUGAAUUUUUAAUUUUGUGAAAAUUUAAGCUUAAGAUAAUUUUUUUUUUAUUUGGUCAGUGAUCAACUUCUUUUAUAACUAUUGUAAGCCAAACUUAAGGAAAACCUUGUAUUACAUUUUCAAUUCUAAGCUAAUUAUACAAAAUUAUUUGCAAAUA
Aphis gossypii (cotton aphid) is the source of this 2861-nucleotide messenger RNA. It is a transcript of the gene Exd2, whose product is annotated as exonuclease 3'-5' domain-containing protein 2. Gene Ontology annotation, biological process: nucleobase-containing compound metabolic process. Gene Ontology annotation, cellular component: cytoplasm; nucleus. Bases 205 to 1764 code for a protein of 519 amino acids. Gene Ontology annotation, molecular function: nucleic acid binding; 3'-5' exonuclease activity. Lineage: Eukaryota; Metazoa; Arthropoda; Insecta; Hemiptera; Aphididae. The transcript has 8 exons. The record is from RefSeq and is a predicted model, not a curated record.